CGUGGAAUUUCCACCGAACCCGUUGGCACGCGGCCGAGAGGAGAGAUUGCGGAGAUUAUCUGCGAGUGCGGUUCUGGGGGGUCUGGCGGGGGCUGGGAAAAGGGCAGGAGGCGGUGAGACGGACGCCGCCGCCAUGAAGAAGAUCUUCGGCUUCCGGACCAAGGGCCCCGUGCCCCUCGGUUCCUCCGGGGGCGCCCGGCCCCGGCGGAGCAGCGCGGGUUUUGGCAGCGGGACUGCGAAGAACCCGGGGGCGCCCGGGUACUCCGUCCACGACAAGGAUAUGGGAAAGAUCCACAAGGCGGCCAGCGUGGGUGAUGUGGCCAAAGUACAGCACAUCCUUCUUCUGGGGAAAAAUGGUCUGAACGAUAGAGACCGAAGGAACAGGACUGCCCUGCACUUUGCCUGUGUCUUUGGUCAUUCAGAAGUGGUGACUCUCCUUGUAGAGAGAAAAUGUGAGAUUGAUGCCUGUGACAAUGAGAACAGCACAGCUCUAAUUAAGGCUGUACAGUGCCAAGAAGAAGAAUGUGUCACCAUUCUGCUGGAACAUGGUGCCAAUCCAAAUAUUCCAGAUGCCAGUGGCAACACUGCUCUGCACUAUGCUGUAUAUAAUGAGAACAUACAAAUAGCAGCCAAACUAUUUGCACAUGAUGCAGAUAUUGAAGCAAGAAACAAGGAUGAUCUCACACCACUUUUAUUGGCACUAAGAGAAAAGAAACAGCAAAUCGUGGAAUUUUUCAUAAGAAAUAAAGCAAAGACUUGUGCAGUUGAUGAGCUGGAAAGUAAAAGGCAAGUAUUUUCUGACUGUGAAGAAAAGAGACUUAAAAAUUCUGAAAAUGGACAUUCAGACGAUGAAAUUUCCGAAGAUGAUUCUUUAACCAGGCUUUCCAACACACCACCUGGUCCUGGUGACCCCUGGCCUUCAUCAGAUGAAGAUGACUAUGAUUUUGAUAAUAAGAAUGCUCCAAAAGUAAACUUAAAAGAUCUAUGGACUGCAGCACAACAAUCCAGGAAAAAUCAAACAAGAUGUGACUUUAGGAAAGUAGAAACCAGAACUUUGUUUGACAACAAUAAUUCUGAUAAUGAAAAAGAAGAUGUGGUUGAACUCCUUCCUAAAACAUCAGUCAAAGUCCAGAGCUUUUCUCUUCCUUCCUCUUUAUCACCUGAUCCCAUGGAAGGAAAAACUGAGCCAGCAAUUGGAAAAGGAGAGAAUGACACUAAUAUUAUUGAGAGUGCUUCACAAGAGCUAGUGAACAAUGACAACUUAACUCAUGUUGAUGGAAGGCACAGAAAUAAUAAAACUGAAAUGAUGUCUGCAUUGGGAUUAGGAGAUGAAGAUGAAGACUCACCUUGGGAUUCUGAGAGUGUCUCUGAGAGUCUUCCACUAAAAUGUGCUGGUUAUUUAUCUGGGGAUGCAGAUCCCAGAGGGAAAAAUACAGUAAAUGAACAAGUAGAAGAUAUGGUUUAUAUACCUUCUUGUAUGAGUGGAUCAAGAAACUUUAAGAUGGCUAAACUAGAGGAUUCAAGAAAUGUAGACAAACGAGUAGCUCCCAUGGAGUCUCUGGAGAAGUAUCCUCUCUUGAAGACGACCACUGACAUGAAAUCUCCUCCAAAUAAAGACGUAGGAAGGAACACUAUCCAAACAUUUGAAAUAGCAGAACAAAACUUAGAAAUAACAUCAGAGUCUGAAGAAGAAAGGCUUAUUGCCAAUGAAAAUAACCAGCUGCAACAGGUUGAAGGAAAAAUGAAUCUCAAAAGUAAGGAAAGUCAAUUGUCAGCAAAUGUAUAUAAUAUUGCUUCCUCUGCUACCAAUGAUGAUGAGUUAAAUCAAGAAAGAAAGAGCACAAAAACUGAUAAACAACAAUUUCCUUUUAAGGACAAUGAAAAAUAUGAUGGUAGUGGUACUGCCUUGCAUAUGAAGAAAGUAAAGAAAAUGGAAAAGGAAAAAUGGACCUCCAGAGAAUCUAUGAUUAUGCUCAUGUGUGAGAAGUCUGGUUUAGGAACUGAUGGUCUACUAUAUGUGAAGGAUGAAAAAGAUCAGGAUGAAGGAAGACCUACAAAGAAUGCACAUAAUGAAAACAACAAGGUCAAAAACCCAAUAAAUGAAAUGGAUGAUUUUGAUGAUGACUUAACUCAGUCAUCUGAAACAGUGUCUGAAGAUUAUGAUCUGCCUCAUCCCACUUAUGAGAAUAUUGUGCUGCUAAUCGAGCAACUUAGAAUGGAGUGUAAAGAUUUUGUUAGCUUAUUGAAAAUCCGGGAUGCAGUUCAUUCGUAUAAAAGAUGGAUUGAACUGAAAAAAAGUCAAUGUGAUGAACUUUCAGGAAAAAUUAAAAGAAUGGAAAUCAGAAUUAGAGGACUACAAAAGGAGCUGUCAGAGAUCAAAGAAGAAAAAUCACAGUUAGAACAUGAGAAAGUAGAAUGGGAACAAGAACUCUGCAAAUUGAGAUUUGCCUUAAAACAAGAAGAGGAAAAGAGAAAAAGUGCGGAACAGUUUUAUGAAAAAAUUAAGGACCAGUUAAGAAAAAGCGAAGAGCAGUAUAAUAAAGAAGUUGAAAUGAAGCAACAACUUGAAGUCUCUGUUAGAACACUAGAUAUGGAAUUGAAGACUGUGAGAAAUAAUUUGAAUCAGGUUGUAGAGGAACGGAAUGAUGCUCAGAGGCAACUUUCUCGAGAGCAAAAUGCCAGACUAUUACAAGAUGGGAUCCUGGCAAAUCACCUUUGCAAACAAAAGGAAAAAGAAAUGAUGCAAAAGAAAAUGAAUGCUGAGGUUUCUUUUAGUCAUGAGAAAGAAAAAGAUCUGUUGCAUACAAAUCACAGGUUACAGGAUGAAAUUGCCAUGGUAAGACUAGAAAUAGAUACAAUAAGAAGUCAUAACCAGGAAAAGGAAAAGAAGUAUCUUGAGGAUAUUGAAAUUGCAAAUGAAAAAAAUGAUAACCUUCAAAAGACAAUAAAACUAAAUGAAGAAACCUUGACAAAAACAGUAUUCCAGUACAAUGGACAGAUUAGCAUUCUCACAGCUGACAAUGCAAUGCUAAAUUCCAAACUGGAGAAUGAAAAACAAAACAGGGAAAGACUGGAGACAGAAGUUGAAUUGUACCGCACUAGACUGGCAGCUGCUAUCAAUGACCAUGGUGAAAGCCAGACAUCAAAGAAAGAACUGGAACUGGCUUUCCAGAGAGCAAGAGAUGAGUGGUCUCGCUUACAAGAUAAGCUGAAUUUUGAUAUUUGUAACCUAAAAGAUAACAACGAAGUUCUUUCCCAGCAACUUUCUAAAGCUGAAAGAAAAUUCAAUAGCCUAGAAACCGAACUAUAUCACACAAAAGAUGCUCUUCGAGAAAAGACUUUAAUUUUAGAACAUAUACAAAUAGACCUGACCCAAACCCAGAGCCAAAUGAAGGAAAUUGAACACAUGUAUCAAAACGAACAAGGUAAGGUAAAUAAGUAUAUUGGAAAACAGGAAUCUAUAGAAGAGAGGUUAUCUCACCUACAGAGUGAAAAUACCUUGCUUCGACAGCAAUUAGAUGGUGCUCACCACAAAGUUGACAGUAAAGAAAAGACAUUAAUUAAUAUCCAAGACCAGUUUCACGAUAUCAUAAAAAAACUCCAAGCUGAAAGUGAAAAGCAAAGUCUCAUGCUUGAAGACAGAAAUAAGGAGUUAAUCAAUGAAUGUGAUCAUUUAAAAGAACGAUUGCAUCAAUAUGAAGAUGAGAAAGCAGAAAGAGAAGUAGUUGUGAGACAACUUCAACAAGAACUGGCUGAUACUUUAAAAAAACAAUCUAUGUCAGAGGCUUCGCUAGAGGUUUCCUCACGUUACCGCCUUAAUUUGGAAAAUGAGACCCAAGAUUUAAGGAAGAAAUUAGAUCAAAUUAGAAGUCAACUGCAAGAAACCCAAGAUCAACACACAGAGGCUGUUCGAUGUUCUGAGAAGAUGCAAGAUCAUGUUCAAAAACUUGAACUUGAAAAUUCCAAGUUAAAAGUUACAUUAAAAAAGCAAUCAGGGAAAAUCGAAGAGCUUAAGAAAACCCUGUUAAAUGCAGAUUUGUCUGAAGACAAAAAGAAACAAUUAAAGAGACUUACUGAGCUGAAACAAUCUCUUGAAGACACUUUGGAUCAAGAAAAGAAGAGAAGUGGUGAAUUAGAAAAAGAGCUAACUGGAUUUAAGAAACUUUUUAAAAUGACAAAAAAGAAGUUAAAUGACCAUGAAAGUGGGGAUUUCAGUCUCCUUGAAGAUUUAAAAAGCAGUCAAUUUGAAAUGGAUAUUCCAGCUAUUAUGCUAAUGCAGAAGAUUGAUGAUCUUACAGCAAAACUAGAAACUGCAUCUUCUAAAUGUCUACAUCUGGAUAAAAAAAAUCAGUUUCUUCAGCAAGAGUUAUUGUCUAUGAAAACUAUACAAAACAAAUGUGAAAAACUAGAGAAGAAUAAAAAGAAGUUGGAACAACGAAUAGUAAACCUCAAAAGUCAUAUAGAAAACAAUAUGAUGGAAAAUGGUCAAGUAGAACAGUAUACACGGGAGAUUGAGGAAAAAGCAAGACAGGAUUUAGUGGAUAAACUAAAACAAGUCAAUCUGUUUUUACAGACACAAGCAGCAUCUCAAGAAAAUUUAGAGCAGUUAAGAGAGAAUAAUAACGCUUCAGUAAGAAGUCAGAUGGAACUCCGGAUUAAAGAUCUAGAGUCUGAACUCUCUAAAAUGAAAACUCAAGAUGAUUUUAAUAAAAUUGAAAUAGAAAAAUACAAGCAGCUCUAUCUUGAAGAAUUCAGAAGUAGAAAAUCAUUGUCAAACAAACUAACCAAGACUAAUGAGAGACUGGAGGAAGCCAACACCAAACUUUAUGUGGAAGAACAGCAGAACAGAUCAUUACUAAGCACACUCAGUGCACGGCCCAUCCUGGACUGCCCUUGUGUUGGAAAUCUUCAUAAUACUUUGGCACUCAACAGAAGUUUUAUUCCAACCGAAAGCUUAGUGCUUCCUACCUUGACCUCACAACCAUCGAGUAAGAGCAUGGAGAACUACUUGACCAAGGUGCAGCAGGAGUUAGAAAAAAGUAUAACUAGAGAACUAAAGGAAGCUGCUGCUGAGCUUGAAUCUGGAUUCUUUAGAGCCUCUCCCCUAGGAUCUACUCCUAAAUCAAGUCAAAAUCUCAAGUCAGAAGCAUCUCAAGGAUAUAUAGAGAUUCUAAAGAAGAAAUACAUGAUCUGAAAUGUGACAUUUUAUUUAUUGGACUGUUUCUAUAACAUUUUAAUUGUACUCCAUUAAAUAAUGUGAAAACUUUACUAAAGGAAAAUAUUUUUAAAUCAUACAUUGUAUGAUCAGAAUUUAUAUAAUAGUUUUAUAUAAUUAACUUCUAGGCAGCUUUUGAAGUGAAAACUAAGCACCAAUGAGUUUACAUACUCAAACUGACCCAAAGCCAAGCAACCAGUUGUCAUUAAUUCUUUAUUGAAAUAAAACAUUGCUUUAGUA
This is a messenger RNA of Dipodomys ordii (Ord's kangaroo rat), 5455 nucleotides long. RefSeq names its product ankyrin repeat domain 30A (gene Ankrd30a). The transcript has 34 exons. The coding region runs from base 134 to 5194 and encodes 1686 amino acids. NCBI's taxonomy places the organism in Eukaryota, Metazoa, Chordata, Mammalia, Rodentia, Heteromyidae. The record is from RefSeq and is a predicted model, not a curated record. Gene Ontology annotation, molecular function: protein binding.